AUGGCCAAAGGAAAGAAGAGGGCCUUGGUCGCUAUCACUGCACAAAUCCUCGCACCAGAACCACAGCUUGAAAGUCUUCAGAAUCUACCUUUAGAGCAUCAUACAGACCCUCCUCCUGCAAUGGACACACAAAGCUCAUUUGCCCAGCUCAGCAAGACUUUCAUCACGCAGUUCAUCGAGGAGAAGGUUAGAAGGAAACCAGCCACCCACCUCCUCACCGUUACCCAAAGGGAAGACGAGCUAUUGAAAGACUACAUUAUCCGCUUCAAUGAGAAGGCAAUACAAGUGGACGACUACUCCGACCAGAUAGCUCUGGCUGUCAUGAUAUUCGAAGAGCUCUUUAGCUCGCGGAAAGCUACUUGGAGCAUAGACAUCUCGGCUAAGGACAUAAAGCGCAAGGAGGAAAGAGAGCCGCCUACUGUUAACAAUAAGAAGAGAAGGGACGACGAAUCUAACAGAGGUUCGCAUCCUAACAGACGAUCAAAGAGUAGGUUCCACUCCUAUACCCCGUUGAACACGACUGCCGAGCAAGUUUUUAUGGAAGUUUGUGAUAAAAGAAUCAUGAAGCGGUCGAGUAGGAUGAAGGCUGACGCCGACAAGAGAGACAAGCGAAAGUAUUGCCAAUUCCAUCGCGACCACGGCCAUACUACUACUGAAUGUUUUGAUCUCAAUAAAGAGAUCGAGUACCUCAUUCGAUCUGGGCACCUAUAG
Magnolia sinica is the source of this 711-nucleotide messenger RNA. RefSeq lists its product as uncharacterized. The coding region runs from base 1 to 711 and encodes 236 amino acids. The record is from RefSeq and is a predicted model, not a curated record. Lineage: Eukaryota; Viridiplantae; Streptophyta; Magnoliopsida; Magnoliales; Magnoliaceae. The transcript is spliced from 3 exons.